AUGAUGUUUGAUAGUUUCACACGUCGUCGCCUAUUAUUCUUUCUGUUCGCUAUAUUAUUUGUUAUAUUAAGUAUUUUAUUUUUUGCUCGUAUUGUCCCAUCAUAUUCAAAACAUUCAUCAAUGAAAAAUAGCGAUGAACAACUCACAAGCGAAUGUUAUUUAAGUGAACCAGUCGAUGUAUUAACACUAUGUCAAAAAUGUACACUCUAUGAACGUCGGUCAAAAGCAAAAGCUUGUUUACCAACUGGUUAUAAAGAAUUAAUACUUUGCUCAAAAUCAAAUAUAAAAACAAUUCGUUCAUGUCCAAUGCCUAUUCAUGUUCAAAGACAAAAUUUUUGGUUGUUCGAAAGUGUUAUGUUUAUAUUUGCAUUAUUCGCUAUGGCGAAUGUUAAUUUUCGUCAAAAAACAUUAGAUAAACAAAUGAUUGAGAGAAUAAAAAGACAGAUUGGUGAAAAUGAUGAAUGA
Molecule: messenger RNA, 465 nt
Organism: Rotaria socialis
Lineage: Eukaryota; Metazoa; Rotifera; Eurotatoria; Philodinida; Philodinidae
Source: the annotation of a GenBank genome assembly